Molecule: messenger RNA, 930 nt
Organism: Penicillium antarcticum
Lineage: Eukaryota; Fungi; Ascomycota; Eurotiomycetes; Eurotiales; Aspergillaceae
Exons: 2
Coding region: 1-930 (309 amino acids)
Source: RefSeq, a predicted model, not a curated record
AUGGCCCUGUAUUCCUGCAUCUCCGACUAUGGAGAGAGUAUGUGGCAGAUCAUUCGAGCCCAUCCCUGGGCCAGUAUUGGUGUUGGACUUCUUCUAACCAGCGCGAAGAGUCUACCGCUGAUGUGGCAUGCUCGACUUAUUGUCGCUGUUCUAUACCAUUCCGUCACGAAAAAGUCCGAUGUCAUUACUGCGGCUAAGCACGGAGGGCAGGGUAUUUUUGGAUACAUCGUGACCAGCUCCCGCAGUCCAUUAUACGAGUGCGACAUCAAUGGCCACAAAUCCGACAGUACCUACUUCAGUGAUCUCGACAUCAACCGCAUCCACCUUCUCACGAGGCUUUUCAAAGGUGCGGGCGAUCUUUCUCUGCGCCCGACUCGAAAGAGCUCCAAAAGCCAGAAAGAUCGGCCCAAGAAGAUGCGAGUAUUACUUGGAGGAACCUGCUGUACAUUCCGGAAGGAAGUCAAGCCGUACUCCGCCUACGAGAUUCACUCGCGAGUCCUCGCCUGGGAUGAGAAAUGGUUAUAUGUUGUGAGCUACUUUGUCAAGCCGGGAUCGGCGAGGAAAAUGCCCAAGAUCCAGGCAUCCAAGGCUGAUCAUCCGGAGAAGCGGGAGGAGGUUGCGGCCCUGGCGAAAGGGAUGGUCUUCACUUCGGCAAUUACCAAAUUUGUGUUCAAAGAAGGUCGCAAGACUAUUCGUCCGGAGGAUGCUCUAGAAGAAAUGGGACUUUUGCCCGAUAAAGCCACUUUAGAGGCUGUUACUUUGGCGAACGGGGACAUGGCCUGGAGCUGGGAACAAGUUGAAAAGGAGCGGGAGGCAGGUAUGAGGACCGCGCAACAUCUGAUUGCGCUGGAUGAUCUGCAUGAUCAAUUUGAGGAUGUUUCGAGUUACCCGUCUCUAGGGAAGUUCGGCCUCGUUGGAAAGUUAUUCUGA